CCGCGCAUUUUAUAAGGCAAUAAAGGUCGCAACACAUAGUCCAUCCGAUUGGUCAGUCUGUCACCGACGCGCGAGUCGCACCACCGUUAGCGCGCGAAUUUAUCAAAUUAAAAAAACAAAAUGUUUUUGUUAAUAACAGUGUCGUUGCUGAUUGCUGGCGCACAAGCCAAGUUCUACACAGACUGUGGAUCAAAAUUGGCGACAGUGCAAAACGUAAGCGUAAGUGGCUGUGAGCCGAAUUCUAAAGAAUGCAUCUUGAAGAGGAAUUCAAACGCUACUAUCUGCAUUGAUUUUACACCAUCUCUUGAUGUGAAAGAUAUAGAGACAGAAGUACACGGUGUGAUUAUGAAUCUUCCGGUGCCGUUCCCUCUACCACAGCCUGAUGCCUGCAAGGACAACGGACUCUCAUGCCCCUUAAAGGCUAACCAAGAAGCUUACUACAAGACUACGUUACCCGUCCUGAAAUCCUAUCCUAAAGUAAAGGUGGAUGUAAAAUGGGAGCUUAAGACGGAGUCCGGUGAAGAUCUUGUUUGCAUUCUCAUUCCGGCGCGAAUCCACUGACGUACGAAAUGAUAACAGAAAUCCAGUUUAAAUUAAUCAGUUACGGAUUAUAUUUUGAUACAUUUUGGUAAACGGUGAUAUUAAGCGGAGACAGAGUUCAUAUGCGUAGACAUAAUGGAUGUGAGACAUAAUGGAUGUGCAUCCGAAAUUGUAUUAGAUGUUGAUAAUGCAAAUAUUCAUAAGCGUAAUUCUGUCGUUGCCG
This is a messenger RNA of Diatraea saccharalis (sugarcane borer), 763 nucleotides long. Lineage: Eukaryota; Metazoa; Arthropoda; Insecta; Lepidoptera; Crambidae. The record is from the annotation of a GenBank genome assembly.